CCCACUAUCAGUACUCACUACUACUCAUAACACUCAACAAAUAUUUUACUCAAACUAAUAAGCAAUUCAAAUCCAUUCAAACAAUCACCUUUGCUGAAAACAAUGCUGUACUCCGCAAUGAAGGAGAUUGAAAUUUGUGUGCGGCAGGGCAGUAGGGUUUUGAGGCCUCAAUGUAGCAUGGUGUAUGGCCUAUUUCGGCUCUUUCAGUUCGAUCUGCUAGUGGGAGCUCUAAUGUAGCACUGUAAUUAUCAGCCUGCUUUUUUUUGAAAGAAUUUGGUCAAGCGUAGAGUUUUAUCGGAGGAAAAAUGGUUCUGAUCGAUUCUUCUGCUCGUUUGUAAGGAUUUUGUGAUUAAUGUCGAAAAUGUGGCCAGAGUUGGGGUGAAAAGAGAUCGGAUAAAAGGUUCUUUUGUGCUUUGAAGUUUUCUGCUUUGCGUGUUGGUUGCUUACGGAGUAGAAACAAUGAAGGCAGACACGCGGCUCGAUUAUGCUGUUUUUCAGCUAUCGCCGAAGCGUAGCAGAUGCGAGCUGUUUGCUUCAGCAGGAGGUGUAACAGAGAAACUCGCAUCGGGUCUUCUAAAGCCUUUUCUUACACAUUUAAGGACGGCACAAGAGCAGGCUGUGCGAGGUGAAGGGCGUUUGAUCAAACUAGAAGCUUGUUCAGAUAAUCAUCAGAAUGUUGCUUCCUGGUUCACCAAAGGCACUUUAGAGAGGUUUGUUCGCUUUGUCAGCACUCCAGAAGUUCUGGAGCACGUUUACACAGUUGAUGCAGAGUGGUCGCAAUUGGAUCAGGCCAGAAAAUUUCAGCUUGCUGUGUAUUCACAGGGAGGCAGUGAUCAAGUUUCUAAUACGGGUUUAAUAAGAGAUAUCAGCAGGCAAGGAGAAAUCUUAAAGUCAAGGAGUGGAAGAGAAGCGACUGACGCUUCAAACAGGAGGGAACUUCUACGAGCAAUAGAUGCGAGACUCAUGGCAUUAGAGCAAGAAUUAAGGAUGGCUUUUGCUCGUGCUGCUGCUGCUGGUUUUGAGAUUGAACAAAUGGGCAAUCUCAUGUUAUUUGCAGAGAGAUUCGGUGCAACUCGUAUGAGGGAUGCUUGUGCCAAGUUUUUGGCAUUAUGUCAGAAAUGGCAAGAAAUUUACUCCACAGUCAAUGAGUCAAAUGCCAUCUUUCCAAGUUCUGGUGUAUCGAGAAAUAGAUUACAUGGCAACUUAAUACCAUUUCUCUUCCCAAAAAUCAACAAAGAACCUGAUGCUCAAGGGGAAUUUAGAGACAUGGUAGGAAGAGAUGAGGAUUUGGAUUCUGUAGACAGUGGUAUUACAUCCCAAAAAUCUUCAGAUUUGAAUCAAACACAUUUUGCAGAAGCAGCAAAUUACAGGUCAUUGGAAUCUGCUGUUUCAGUUUCAGACACAAAGCAAAUUGGAAAAUUAUUGAAAGAGAAUCAAGUUUCUAUCGCCCCUGUAAAUUCACAGAAGGAUCAAUCUACAUUAAAGGUCUUUGGUUGUAAUCAAGAAGGAAGUAAUUCUUCUUUCCAUAUUGGGGUUACUAACUUGAAUUCCAACCAUAGCAGUGCUUCAGAAAACUCAUCAGUUACUGACAAUUCCCUUGUAAAGCCUGAUGUGUAUUCUAGAUUUGGCAAUCGCACUGCUGAUGCAAGUUCUGAGUCCAUAAAUAUAGCUUCCAUUGAAUUUGAACAGCUUGGCUCAGACAUAGCUAAUCAAUCUUAUGCCGAAAAAGAUAGGCAUUCGGUUAGGUCUCCUCAUAGAAGACGGUCAUCUUCUCCAGUGAGACAAGUUCAGAAUGAGAGAGUAGGAUCACGCCGAUCUAAUUCUGUAGUGAUCAAGAGCAUAAACUACUUUCAGGAUACAGUUACAGGUUCAAAUAAGGAAUUGAGUAGUGAUAGUGAUGAUGCUCAGAGUAAUUGUGGUAGCAGUAAUGUAUCAGAGCCUACUCAAAAGCCCGAGUCUAUCAAAAGACUUAGUGUCCAAGAUGCCAUACAUCUUUUUGAAAGAAAGCAAAAGGAGGUCAGGGGAUCUGAAAAUGAGGGUAUGAGAAAAAUUGGAAAGAUAGAAAGCCAAAGGAUUAUGUUAUCUGAGAGUUGCAAUUCUAACACAGCUGAAAAAGGGGUCUUGAGAAGAUGGAGUGGGGUGAGUGAUAUAAGUAUGGACGAUCUGGCACUGCAGCAAGUGAAAAAUGAAAAUCAAUUUCAAAAUCAAAAUGUGCCACUGUCCAGAAUCAAGUCAUACUCACAAACCUCAUUAUCUGAUCACGCAAGGCAGUUGUCAGGUGAUAUAAUUGAGACUCAAAAUAUGGUUGAAGAGUCUCCUCAGAGUGAACUUAGACCACAAGCUAACAAUGACCAAGGUGUAAAAAGGAGAAAAGAUACAGGUUCAUCUUACCUUGUUCAUCAAAAUGAUAAAAAUUAUUGCCCAUCUCAUAGCUCAUCACCCAACAAACAAACCUUGAAUACAGACCAAGAUAUGAUGCCAACAGCUGUGGAAAUGAAUAAUGCAAAUGCACACACAAAAGAGGUAAUGCAAACACCUUUCCAAGUGACUGCUUGUUCUGUGAGGAAGGGAUCAGAAACUGCUAAUGGUUUGUCACAUAUAAGAAGUAAGUCUAGUGGAUGUGAAGCCAUGUCAUUGAUGCACCUCAAAGAUACUAAGGCAAAGGGCAAUCGGGAUUGGAAAGAGGAACUUGGAGAGAAAGCUGAUGAGUUGGAGGCCUUAUUUGCUGCACACAAACUCAGGAGCCAGUCACAAAGAGCUAGCAGCCAAGAUAAGCUGCGCAUGAUUUCCAAGGAAACAAGUGUAGGAGUUGAAUCUAACAAUCACUUCACAAAGGAUAUGCAGAAUACUGGGAGGGAAUCACUCGGUAGCUCAUGCAACAAUGAAGUGGAUUCUGAAGCACAAGUCCUAUUUAAUAUGGCCGAUAGCAAUCAUGGCAACCACCAUAGUCAACGGGAAUUGUUGGGGUUUGCUAAUGACGAUGCUAGAGGCAAACUCUAUUCUCAUUACAAGGAGAAACGGGAUGCAAAGUUGAGGGAUGAGAAAACAACAAAACAGGCAGAGAAAGAAGCUCAACUAAAAGCUAUGCACAUAGUCUUAGAAAAAACAAAAGCUGAAAUGGAAGUAAGGAAUGCAGCCAAAAAAGAUCCUUCAGUUCAAGAUGGGAAGAAAACAUUCAGUACUCUAGAUGAUAUUCCAAAGGACCUGCCAAAGCCAAGCGGAACAAAGAAACACCCUUCAAAAAUUACAUCAGUGAGCAGUUGCUUGUCCUUGGAAUCAUCACCAAGGACAUCUUUAUCAGCCAAAAUUCAAAAUUCCAGUAAUAUUUCUUCAGGACGACGCAGGAGCCUGCAUGAAAAUCCUUUGCUUCAAUCAGUUCCCAGCUUUACUGAUAUAAGGAAAGAGAAUACAAAGCCUUCACAUGGACAUGGAAGAAUCAAUUCCAAUUCAUUAGUUCAAGGAAAAGGAUCCAUGUCUCGUGUAGAGCUCAAAAGCAACAGCAAAAGUUUUGGUAGUCGAGAACACUCUCAUAUUGAACACAUUGGAUCUGGUUCUGUUUCACAGUCAUCUAGCAAUAAGGAAGAGAAGAAACACCGAAGUCAAGCAGCAGCAAGAAAAAGUAUUUCUGGUCCUAUUACUGGAGGGGUGAGUGGGAAAGUACCUAAAGCAGCAGCAUGUGAACCAAGCUUCUACAGCAAAGCGACUAAAAGAGUAACUGCUGCACCCUUGGACUCUAAACCUUUUCUCCGCAAAGGCAGAGGAAUAGGUCCAGGGACUGGAUCGGAAGUUGCCAAGCCGAAACGGGUUUCUGCAGCCAUUGAUGACAUGAAGAAUGCAAGUGGAGGUCAAAGUGAUAAUCCAAAUGGAGAAGAAUCAGUGGACGAAUUGGGUGACAUUUUAAAAUCAUCAAAUACUUGCAAACUAACUGAAGCAGAAGCAGAUGAAGAGAAAGAAAAUGAAGUUGUCAAGAGCACAAGUGAUGAUGCUGAAACAGCAGACAAUCAGGGUGAUUCAGACAUAAUACAAUUUAACAUGCAAGCUGAUGAUGUAAGUGCUUGUAUCUCUCCUUCUGAGAUGUCAUGUUCUCCCACAUAUUCCAAUUAUUCAUUUCCUGAAAAAUUUGAAAAAAUGACUCUCUGCUCAGAAGCUUCACUUACAGCUGCUUCAAUAUCAUGCCGCACCACAUCUCUGCCACGUGAACAGACAGCAACUUCAUUCUCACCCAUAUCAAAGCCACCAAGUUUGCACAGAUCUACUGCAUCAGAUCAUAUUAGUUCGUUGGGAUUUGCGACAAUGACAGGAGACUCUCCGCAUGGAAGUCCUGUAUGGAUCUCACACAUGCAACAGCCCCCUCAGUUGUCGGGGACCUCUGAUAUGGAAACAGUUCGAACUCGUAAGAAAUGGGGAAAAGCACAGAAGAUCGUUCUUGCUACUGCUCCUCAGCAGCCUCACCACAAAGAUGCUCCAAAGGGGCUGAAGAGGCUUCUGAAAUUCGGUAGGAAAAAUAGCGGUUAUGAAGGUGGUGAUGAUACAGAAGAAACAAAGGACCUGGCUAGCAGAUCUGGAGAUGAUCUUCUUAGACGAACUGGGAUACAAGCUAAGGCCCAUUUACCAGGGCAAAUCUCAUUUGAUUUUGCUAGUUUAAAUGGACAUGAAGAGAUUGGCAGUUUCCCAGAGCAAAGCCUAACACGAUCAAUUGAAAGUUCCAUUCCAGUUCCUUCGGGGAACUUUAAAUCACGUGAAGAUCACUUAUCUGGAACCAACACGUUAAAAGCACCUCGUUCUUUCUUUUCACUUUCAUCAUUCAGAAGCAAAGCAAGUGACUCCAAGCCAAAGUGAUGAUCCUCAGUUUGCUACAGCAGUUCUCUGAUAGAUAAAAGUCACAAAUCUUUGUAGAUGUUCCUUGUACUGGACAUCCUCAUUUAAAGUAAUCAGUAUGCAGCAUUUCACUGCACCAUUCCAUUGGAAGAGACAUUUAUGAAAAGAAAGAGCUUUUCAUGCUUGAAAACCAUGUUCUGUGUCCAUAGCUUUUUUGAGAGUUUUUUCGCAGCUAGUAAUAUGCCUUUAUGCAGUGUACUCGGAGAAAUAUGUGGUCUUUUUGUAAACAUUUUAAUCAGUUCUUUACUCUAAAGGAGUUGAGAGAGGAGAUCAUCUUAUCUGUUGCUUCUAUGGUGUAAACUUGGAGAUGAUGUGCAUGAGUUGUGGCAAUCAUAUGGAGUCUCAUUUUUGCUGUCAUUGGCCUAUCCUAUCUAUGGAACUAUUAAAUAAUUAAUAAGAUUGCCUAGCUAGGGACUCCAGUUUGGUCUUUUAGUGCAAA
Messenger RNA from Cryptomeria japonica (Japanese cedar), 5317 nucleotides. RefSeq lists its product as uncharacterized. The transcript has 11 exons. The record is from RefSeq and is a predicted model, not a curated record. NCBI's taxonomy places the organism in Eukaryota, Viridiplantae, Streptophyta, Pinopsida, Cupressales, Cupressaceae. Bases 460 to 4839 code for a protein of 1459 amino acids.